Branchiostoma floridae (Florida lancelet) is the source of this 884-nucleotide messenger RNA. Its product is annotated as zinc finger protein 525-like. NCBI's taxonomy places the organism in Eukaryota, Metazoa, Chordata, Leptocardii, Amphioxiformes, Branchiostomatidae. The record is from RefSeq and is a predicted model, not a curated record. The coding region runs from base 311 to 679 and encodes 122 amino acids. Gene Ontology annotation, cellular component: nucleus. Gene Ontology annotation, molecular function: DNA-binding transcription factor activity, RNA polymerase II-specific; RNA polymerase II transcription regulatory region sequence-specific DNA binding. Gene Ontology annotation, biological process: regulation of transcription by RNA polymerase II. The transcript has a single exon.
CCCUUCAAGUGCGAUCAGUGUGACUAUUCUGCUGCACGGAAAUCCACUUUGGACAAACAUCUGGCAAAACACACCGGUGAGAAACCCUACAUGUGUGGAGAGUGUGGGUUCAGGGCGGCUCAAAAGUCAAACUUUUCCCGACACAUGAGAACCCACACGGGGGAAAAACCAUACAAAUGUGACCAGUGCGACUAUUCUGCAGUAGAAAAACAUCAAUUGAUCGGCCAUCAAAAAACCCAUUCCGGUGAAAAACCCUUCAUGUGUGGGGAGUGUGGGUACAGGACAGCUGACAGAUACGUUAUCCCGACACAUGAAAAUCCAUUCAGGCGAAAAACCCUACAAGUGUGACCAGUGUGACUAUUCUGUGGCACAUAAAUCCGACUUGGACCUACACCUAAGAACACACACUGGUGAGAAACCCUACAUGUGUGGAGAGUGUGGGUACAGGGCAGCUUGGAAAAGUAACUUAUCCAGGCAUAUGAGAACCCAUACAGGUCAAAAACCCUAUAAAUGCGACCAGUGUAACUAUUCUGCUGCACAGAAAGGCCACUUGGACCAACAUCUAAUGAAACAUACUGGAGAGAAACCCUUUCUGUGUGGCGAGUGUGGGCACAGAACAACAACAAAGUCUACCUUAUCCCGACACAUGAGAAUCCAUACAGGAGAGAAACCCUACUAAGGUGACCAGUGUGACUAUUCUACUGCACAUAAAACCUCAUUUAACCGACAUGUAAGAAAGCACACAGAUAAAAAGACCUAGAUGUGCUGAGAGGGAACAGGGCAACUCAAAUGUCCAAAAAGCCAAGCAUAUGCGUCAGAACCCACAGAGGAUGGAAACCAUAGAAGCGUUAUCAGUGUAACUACUUUGCAGCUAGAAAAUCUCA